GGCGGAGGGGCCGGGCCGGGAGUCCUCACCAAGAUGGAAGAUGGUCGGUGGAGGGGGUGAAGAAGAGCGGCCGGUUGUCGCCUGAUACCGCCAGUUCGAGGCGGGCAGAAGACUUAUUACUCUGCGCCCGUUGAAAUAACAUGGCCUCUGCCCUGGAGGAUCCAAGCUUAGAGCACAACUUUAAAGGUCAUAAAGAUGUGGUCACAAGUGUUGAUUUUAACCCAAACAACAAGCAGCUGGCAACUACCUCAUUUGAUCAGCACCUUAUGAUAUGGAACUUGAAACCUCAGACACGAGCCUACCGAUUUACAGGACACAAGGAUGCUGUAAUGUGUGUCCAGUUCUCUCCGUCAGGUCACCUAGUAGCAUCUGCUUCACGAGAUAAGACUGUUAGACUCUGGACUCCAAAUAUCAAAGGGACAUCAACUGCAUUCACAGCCCACAGUGCCACAGUUCGCAGUGUGAAUUUCUCCAGUGAUGGCAACUUCCUGGUUACAGCAGCUGAUGACAAAUCGGUAAAGGUGUGGAACGCUCAUCAGCAGCGGUUUUUGUUGUCCUUUAAAGAGCACAAUAACUGGGUACGUUGUGCUAGGUUCUCUCCUGAUGGAAGGCUUAUAGUUUCCUGCAGUGAUGACAGAACUGUUAAGAUCUGGGACACAGUGAGCAGAGAAUGUAUCAAUACUUUCACCAAUCAUGGAGGGUUUGCCAACUUUGUAGACUUUAACCCCACUGGUACCUCUGUAGCUUCAGCAGGAACUGAUAAUACUGUACAACUUUGGGAUGUUCGUAUAAACAAACUGUUGCAACAUUAUCAAGUCCACAGUGCUUCAGUGAACUGCUUAUCUUUCCAUCCUUCUGGCAACUACCUUAUUACUGCAUCUAGUGACUGUACUCUCAAGAUAAUGGAUUUGUUGGAAGGACGAUUAUUUUAUACUCUCCAUGGACACCAGGGUCCUGUAAUUGCAGUUACAUUUUCUAGGCAAGGCGAAUAUUUUGCUUCUGGUGGAAGUGAUUCACAGGUAUUGGUCUGGAAGACAAAUUUUGAUAGUAUUCCUUACAAAGAAGUUUUGAAAAGCAAUAUUGUGAGAACAAAUCCUGAACCCCCUCCUCACAUUACUGACAUUCACCCAAGAAUUCCUCACCGGCAUACUUCCAGAUCUCAAACUAUACAGAUUAAUCCCAGGACUGAUGUAGCUGAUAUGCAAACAUCCGAUCCAGUGGUGAUGGACGUUGGAAGAGGCUUUGUCCCUAAUCCCCGGUCAAGACCAGUGGAAACAAACUGGGGCUCACUCUUAACAGACCAGGUGAGCAAUUCCAUUGAUCCUCCUUUGAUGCCAGCCAGCUCCCAGAGAAUGGACCCAGCUAAUAGUGAAUCCACAACCCACUCCCAAAGAGACCACACAAGUAUCCCAUCGGAACUUACCAGAACAUUGGGGCGCAUUGUGGAGCAACUGGACGUUUUAACCCAGACUGUGUCGAUCUUAGAACAGCGUUUAACAUUGACCGAAGACAAGCUCCAGGAGUGUCUAGAUAACCAAAGGACUACACUGCAAGAAAGGCCACCCUAGUUAAACAUGAAAAGCUUCAAGAGAUCUGGACUUUGAGUCUCCUAUAUUUAAAUGUGGCUUCCUAUUGAAAAUAAGGCUCCAACAUCGACCUUUUCUGUACUUAUGGAAUACGGGUUCCACUUGGAUAUGACUGGGUCCUGGCACUGAACCUUGAAACAGCUUCUACCAAGUCUUUAUCCUAUUUGAUUAUCCUCGUGUGCAUAAUGCUUCCUAACAUUUGAUUUCCACAGAAUAUGUGGAGUGAAUUGAACACCUGAGUGCUUCUCAAUCAUGGGAUUUCCUUUCCAAUGCAGAUCAACUCUUUCAUAUGGAGAGUACAAGGCUAUACAUUGCAUCAUAUGGCGCAUACAAGAAUAUAUAUUCAGACUCAUGUAAUCAAGGAGAAAGUGCGUCUGAAUGUGACUAAUUUUCCACGUGUUUCUACACAACUACUUGAAAAACUCACUUUAAAGUUUUGUAUAGAUUUGUAAGAUUGAAAUUAAUGAAAGAUUUUGUAUUAUGUGUCAUAAGCUAGUGGUGUUUCUAUAAAACACUUCUUUUAA
Molecule: messenger RNA, 2110 nt
Organism: Pristis pectinata (smalltooth sawfish)
Lineage: Eukaryota; Metazoa; Chordata; Chondrichthyes; Rhinopristiformes; Pristidae
Gene: poc1b
Product: POC1 centriolar protein B
Exons: 12
Coding region: 141-1568 (475 amino acids)
Biological process (GO): cilium assembly
Cellular component (GO): centriole; ciliary basal body
Molecular function (GO): protein binding
Source: RefSeq, a predicted model, not a curated record